AUGGGAGCGCAGGGCGGGCGGUUCGAAGGCGCGAGGCUGAAGGCGGGAAGCAGCCAUGGCGGAGGCGGCGCUGAGCAGCUCCGGAACGCCCCGGAAACGGAGCCGGGAGCCCGACAGCUCCUGCUCGGAAUUCCGGACCCCGCAGCGCAAACGGCCCCGAGCUGCUCCGGGAUCUGCAUCCCACAAUUCCCAAAAUUCCUGGAAUUCUCCCAGCCCCGAGCAGGAAACCCGGGAGAAAGCGGCGCCGUCCCGGAGGCUGCAGCUCCCAGCGGAAAUCUGGGAAUUCCAGCGGGAAAUCUGGGGAUUCCGUCGGGAAAUUCGGGAAUUCCAUCGGGAAAUUCGGGAAUUCUAUCAGGAAAUUCGGGAAUUCUGGCGGGAAAUCCAGGAAUUCCCAGGAAUUCCCACUUUUCCGUGGGGGUGUUUUAUGGGCAGAGGAAUUACCUGGAUCCCCUGGAGAGGAAACGGCUGCGGGAGCUGCUGGGGGAGGGGAACAUCCCGGAAAAACCCGGGAAUUCCGGGAAUUCCGCAUCCGGGAAUGCUGGGAAUUCGGGAUCUGGGAGAUUUGGCGGGAAAUCCACGAGGAAAUCCGGGAAUUCUGCCGGGAAAUCCGGGAAUUCCAAGAAGAAUGGCGGCAGCUGCAAAGGCAAUGCCAAGGGGAAAAGCAGUGGGAAUUCCCGGAAUUCCAAGAUCGGGAAUUCCCGGAGAUCUGAGCUCAGGAAUUCCCAGAUUUCCAACGUUGGGAAUUCCCGGAUUUCUGGGAUUGGGAUUGGUGGGAAUUCCCGAAUUUCUGAGGUUGAAAAUUCCCAGAUUUCCAAUGUUGGGAAUUCUCACAACUCCAAGCUUGGGAUUUGCCCGAAUUCUGGGAUUUCUGGGAUUGGAAAUUCCCAAAUUUCCAACAUUGGGAAUAUCCAGAUUUCUGCGGUCGAGAACUCCCAGAAUGCCAAGAUUGGCGGGAAUUCCCAAAUUUCCAAAGCUGGGAAUUCCCAGAUUUCUGAGCUUGGGAAUUCCCAGAUUUCCAGCGUUGGGAAAUCCCAGAAUUCCGCAAUUGGUGGGAAUUCCAAUGGUGAGAAUUCCCAGGAUUCCAAGCUCAGGAAUUCCCUGAUUUCCGGAAUUGGUGCAGAAUUCCCAGAUUUCUGAGGUUGGGAACUCCCAGAUUUCCAACGUUGGGAAUUCCCGGAUUUCCGAGGUUGGGAAUUCCCGGAUUUCCGAGGUUGG
Messenger RNA from Camarhynchus parvulus, 1215 nucleotides. RefSeq lists its product as uncharacterized. The record is from RefSeq and is a predicted model, not a curated record. The transcript has 4 exons. The coding region runs from base 1 to 1137 and encodes 378 amino acids. Lineage: Eukaryota; Metazoa; Chordata; Aves; Passeriformes; Thraupidae.